Molecule: messenger RNA, 1053 nt
Organism: Acanthosepion pharaonis
Lineage: Eukaryota; Metazoa; Mollusca; Cephalopoda; Sepiida; Sepiidae
Source: the annotation of a GenBank genome assembly
AUGCUGGUUUUCUCUCUUCCCCCUAGUCCUUCUCUGUCCUUUUCUAUACCUGCUGGUCUUUCUCUCUUCACUCUGUCAUUCUCUGUCAUUUUCUAUUUUGGAUGGCUUUUCUUUCUUCCCACUGGUCCUUCUGUGUCCUUUUCUAUUCAUGCUGGUUUUUUUCUCUUCCCUCUGAUCCUUCUGUCUUUUUCUAUACAUGCUGGAUUUUCUCUCUCCCCACUGGUCCUUCUGUGUCCUUUUCUAUUCAUGCUGGAUUUUCUCUCUCCCCACUGGUCCUUCUGCGUCCUUUUUUAUUCAUGCUGGAUUUUCUCUCUCCCCACUGGUCCUUCUGUGUCAUUUUCUAUUCAUGCUGGUUUUCUCUCUUCCCUCUGGUCCUUUUGUGUCCUUUUCUAUUCAUUCUGGAUUUUCUCUCUCCCCACUGGUCCUUCUGUGUCAUUUUCUAUUCAUACUGGUUUUCUCUCUUCCCUCUGGUCCUUUUGUAUCCUUUUCUAUUCAAGCUGGAUUUUCUCUCUCCCCACUGGUCCUUCUGUGUCAUUUUCUAUUCAUGCUGGUUUUCUCUCUUCCCUCUGGUCCUUUUGUGUCCUUUUCUAUUCAGCUGGAUUUUCUCCCUCCCCACUGGUCCUUCUGUGUCAUUUUCUAUUCAUGCUGGUUUUCUCUCUUCCCUCUGGUCCUUUUGUGUCCUUUUCUAUUAAUGCUGACUUUUCUCUCUUCCCGCUUAUACUUCUGUGUCCUUUUCUAUUCAUGCUGGCUGUUCGCUCUUCCCACUGGUCUUUCUGUGUCAUUUUCUAUAAAUGCUGUCUUUUCUCUCUUCCCACUGGUCCUUCUGUGUUCUUUUCUAUUCAUGCUGGCCACGAGUCUUUCUGUGUCCUUUUCUAUACAUGCUGUCAGUUCUCUCUUCGCUCUGAUACUUCUGCGUCCUUUUCUAUUCAUGCUGGAUUUUCUUUCUUCACUCUGAACCAUCUGUGUACAUUUCUAUUAAUGCGGGCUUCUCUCUCUUCCCAUUGGUCCUUCUGUGUCCUUUUCAUUUCAAACUGGUUUCUCUCUUCUCUCUGA